UUCCCUCCGCCGUCCGAUCUCCAGACUCGGGCAAUCCAAUCCCCCCACUCAAACGUCAAACGAAUCCCCAAGUGCAGCCGGGUCUCGUUGACAGAGAGCUCAUCGACCUCGCCGACGGCGGCGGCGGCGGCGGCAAGAUGGUGGCGGAGGGCAAGAGGUGGCGGUUCGCGAUGGUGUGCUCGUCGAACAUGAACCGAAGCAUGGAGGCGCACUCGCAGCUGGGCCGCGCGGGGCUCGACGUCGAGUCCUACGGCACCGGCACCCACGUCAAGCUCCCCGGCCCCUCCCUCCACGAGCCCAACGUCUACGACUUCGGCACCCCCUACGGCGCCAUCUACGACGACCUCCGCCGCAAGGACCCUGAUCUGUACAAGAGGAAUGGGCUGCUGCCAAUGCUGAAGAGGAACACCUCAGUGAAGCUGGCACCUCAGCGGUGGCAGGACAAUGCCGGUGAUGGGUUGUUUGAUAUGAUAAUGACCUUUGAGGAGAGGGUCUUCGACUUGGUUGUUGAAGAUAUGAAUAACCGCGAGCCAAAGCUGAUGAAGAGUGUGCCGAUAAUCAAUAUGGAUGUCAAAGAUAACCAUGAAGAAGCUGGUGUUGGGGCAAAGCUUGCUGUAGAGUUGUGCCAGAAGCUUGAAGCAAUUGAUGGUGACUGGGAGGAAAUUAUCGAUGACCUGAUUACUGGAUUCGAGAAGCAGCACAAGCGGAGGCUUGCAUACAGCAUUGCGUUCUACUAACUUGUAUAGUUCUUGUGCGGGACACGCACACAGGCAGCAGUGGAUGGUCGGUAACUUGGCAUUCUAGAAAGAGACUGCACAGAAGUGAAGCAUCAACAUGUGGAGUGUCGCUCAAAUUCUUGCACGCCGGGGGUUUGAAAAAAGGACAUUGUAGGGAGCUUAACCUAUGAAGAAUUAACUGCUAGCUCCACACCCAAGUUGUAAUGUUGUUUAGUUUGGAGUCAUGAAUCUGUCUAUGAGAGUGGAUAUAUGGGUGCUGUUUGGAGUUGUUAUUAGUAGUUUAAAUUCAGAAAGCAAGCUAUGCAAACAGGUCAUGCAUUUUUAGCUGCCUGACUGACUAGAAAAAAUCACUUGGAAGUCAUGCGUGUAUUUUUUCUGGUCACACGCUGCAGCAGCCUUCUAGGAUAUCAACAUUGAAGUCGA
Molecule: messenger RNA, 1160 nt
Organism: Setaria italica (foxtail millet)
Lineage: Eukaryota; Viridiplantae; Streptophyta; Magnoliopsida; Poales; Poaceae
Product: RNA polymerase II subunit A C-terminal domain phosphatase SSU72
Exons: 4
Coding region: 138-737 (199 amino acids)
Biological process (GO): termination of RNA polymerase II transcription
Cellular component (GO): mRNA cleavage and polyadenylation specificity factor complex; nucleus
Molecular function (GO): RNA polymerase II CTD heptapeptide repeat phosphatase activity
Source: RefSeq, a predicted model, not a curated record